Messenger RNA from Salmo salar (Atlantic salmon), 6613 nucleotides. RefSeq names its product ventral anterior homeobox 2. The record is from RefSeq and is a predicted model, not a curated record. Lineage: Eukaryota; Metazoa; Chordata; Actinopteri; Salmoniformes; Salmonidae. Gene Ontology annotation, cellular component: nucleus. Gene Ontology annotation, biological process: brain development; regulation of transcription by RNA polymerase II; central nervous system development. Gene Ontology annotation, molecular function: DNA-binding transcription factor activity, RNA polymerase II-specific; RNA polymerase II cis-regulatory region sequence-specific DNA binding.
UCAAACCGGCAAGACAAAAAACCCACCAAGAUGAUCUAAAAAACCAUACAAUAGUUAUACACCAGAAUAGCAUGGCCAUGCCUUAUAUGGUUCGUUUUACCUUAUGUGACCCUUUCCCCCAUUUGAACACCCCCUCCUCAACGUUUUCUACACAGACAUUAUUGCGAUCUCCAAAUGCAGAAGACCCCGAGUAGACCACCAACAAUCCAACAGCCGUGACCAUGCCACCACAGCGCCGCCGAAACUAGCAAGUCAAACGGGGGUAAAGUAUCUGAUUUCAAGCCCGUGCUCUGGGGUGCAUGGUUGGAGGAAAAGUUUCCUUGGAGGCAGAGUGAACUGACUGGCUUUGCAGAGACUAAGAUCGACCAUGCUGCUGGUUACACGAUUGUCUUUCAGUUCAUUUUUACGUGGGUGAACAAGUAUAGCACCUCCCAGUUUCUUUGGUCAUAGAUCUGGUCUCAUCUUGUAGGCUGCACUCAUUGUAUACGUACGACAUGCAUUUUGGGUUUAGCGCGGUCCUAUAGCUGAGGAGGCUCCCUAUCUGGCUUGUCCACAGGGCCCCCUCCUUCUCACCACAUCCACCAUCUCUCUUCUUUACUUCGGGCCGCAGGAUAGUGCUGAAACAUGCCGAGACACUUGCAGGGCAGCUCGUGUCUGUCGCAGGUCCGCGAGGCUGGUUCUGGUUUGUAGCCUAGCUGGAUCUACUUUGUGGUGUGGACUCCCCCACCAUAUCUGAAUAUAACUAUUGCAAAGGAGGAAAACAAGUUAAAGAAUAACAAUAACUGCUCAAUAACGAGGUGAAGAAUACAGGAGAUCUAUACACCAAUAUUGGAAUCGAUGUUCGAUCAAGCUACGACUAUGGGCGAUGGGAUCGCUGAGGACCGCAACCACCACCUCCACCAUCUCCACCGUGGAUCCAACUCUCUGUACCGUGACCGGAUGGACAAAUGCCAUACCGAACUUGGGAGCAGGUCACCGGUGCAGAGUACAACCGAUACGGCGGGUACAUCGGCGUCUACCCCCACCUCCUCCAGUGAAGACGGACAUGAUAAACUGGACCCAGUGGACCCAGACUACUGCCAGAGGAUUUUAGUUCGAGAUGCUAAGGGUACCAUCCGGGAGAUCGUGUUGCCAAAGGGUCUCGACCUCGACAGGCCAAAACGCACGCGGACCUCCUUCACUGCAGAGCAGCUCUACCGGCUCGAGCUCGAGUUCCAGCGCUGCCAGUAUGUAGUCGGCCGAGAGCGCACUGAGCUGGCGAGGCAGCUGAACCUGUCUGAGACACAGGUUAAAGUGUGGUUCCAGAACCGUCGCACCAAGCAGAAGAAGGACACGACCAAGGACACUGACAAGCGCUCCUCCUCCACCUCGGAGUCACUGGCCACCUGUAACAUUUUGCGUCUCCUCGAACAGGGCCGCCUCCUCUCCGCCCCGCCCCCCAAUCCCCCAUUGGGCCACCACCCAGGAAAUGGCUCCCUAUUGGUCAGCUCCGGAGGGGGCUCCUCCUCGCCAGGGGUGAGUAGAAGCACGCCACCAGGAAAUGGCGUUCUUGGCAUGGGUGGAACUUUCGGGCUGUCACUGCCCUCCCUGGGAGGGACUUCCCCUUCGCCACGUCUGGGCAUGCCGCCGCCGCACUCACUCUGCUUCUCAAUGCCGCUGCUAGGGGGCGCUCAUCAUGAACUGGCGUCUGGGUACGGGUGCGGGUCCUCGGCGUUCGAGCCAUACAUGCGGCUGGACAGGAUCUCCAAGGAUGGAGAUCUAAGUGGGAAGAAGAGAGUUUCCUAAAAAGCGGCCAUUAAGGGGUUGGGAUGACUCCCCCCCCCCCCGCCUCUGGUCUCCCACCUAUCCACCCACCAACAUUGCUGUCCAUCAUUGGUUGGCUCAUCAUCAUUGUUCAGCUACUGCCUGCCACGGGGGGGUGGGGUGUUACGGAACAGGACCACGUGGUGUGACAGACAGGGGUGAUGAUGAUGCCCGUCACACACAAAAACUUUGCUUGUGAAUUAUUUGGGAGAAAUGAAAUGUGUGUGUGAUUCACACGGAGAACAGAUCUUUUUUUCUUAACGCUUCUCCUCCUUAGUUCACUUUGUCCAGUCAGUGCGUUUGUGUGAUCGUUCUCUUCUUUCUUUCUUUCUUUCUUUUCUUUCUUUCUUUCUUUCUUUCUUUCUUUCUUUCUUUCUUUCUUUCUUUCUUUCUUUCUUUCUUUCUUUCUUUCUUUCUUUCUUUCUUUCUGUUCCAUAAUGUUUUUUAAAAGCCUGACAUUGUAGAAAAGGCCCUGACUGAGUCAGUGUAAGUGAAUAAGCGUGAUGUCGUCUAUAGAUGACAUUACAAUACAAAGGAGUGCAACCAGUUACCCCUUUAACAUAUUACAUACAUUCCAGCAAAAUGACCAGGUUUCCCAUCAUGUGGCAGUUUUCUGCCAGAGCGUUCCAAGUAAAAUAAUCAUACGCGUUAGCAGUUUCUAAUGUUAAUUUGCACAGUAUGGUGUCCAACACUGAUUCCUGUAAAUUCUGUAUUUGGUUGGUUGUGUGUGUAUUUAAAAAAAUGUGGACAAGUAAUGUGUGAACUAAAGCUAGUCCUAGGUCAAAUCCAUGCUAUGAAGAAGAAAAAGCGGUUGAGAAAAGGUACUGGGGGUUACAGUAUGUCCUUGCCAAAGUAACGGGUUAGCGACAGCGCCGUUAGCUUGGCCUCUGCUCUGCGCUACAUCCUCACGUCGUCGUGUCGUCCAAUCAACUGGAGUAAAUCUAGGUCAACCUGAGGAGUUUGACCUCUGACCUCUAACCCCCUGACCUUUUAUCCUCUCCCAUGAGAUUAACUCUUGAUGUGUAAUUCACGGGUGACAGUAUCACUCCGUAUGCUUUACCAUUGGCUACAGAGACUACUCUCUGGUUAAAAGCCACCCACCCGCAGGUUGCCACAACGACCCCCCGGUUUAGAUCAUCUUUGAAUGUUUGCAAACAAAAAGGGCUCAUCAUCGUUGGGGGGCGGGGUGGGGGGUGAAUUUGUUUAACUGUACAUAAAAAGCGACCCAUCUGUCCCGUACAUAUCCCACCACAGCCCCCUUUGCUUGGUCUGGCCAAACACUCCUUAUCCCAAAUCUUGUGUUUGAAUGUUGUUCACGUAGGUUUGGUACACACACACACACACACACACACACACACACACACACACACACACACACACACACACACACACACACACACACACAGAAUUUCUAACCGGUUCAUAUCAAUCCUUCUCCUUAUCUCAUGGAAGUCUGUGUGUGAUGUUCUGAUGGGUCAACAGAUACUGUAGGGUGCAGUAGGCAUCUCUUUUCAACUGGUUUCUUCUCUCAAGUCAUAAUAAGCUUUUUUUUAAUGUAUAUGUUUUCUCAGAUUGGUACUUUCAAUGGCUUCUUUUUUACCUUUACCUUUUUAUUAUUUAACAAUUAUAUUUGGCUAUUCCUUCCUAGACCCUCUCCCGCGCUCCAGACUCGCCCAUUUACUUUGAUCUAAAGCACUUUAUGUUCCUUGAAGAUUUUUAUAUGAUCUCCCAUCUCCCUCUUUUUUUAAUAUAGUUUGUUGUCAUGUGGUAGACCGUGAAAGUUAUUUGAGAUCUUGAGGUAUCAGAUAUUCACAGGUUGUAUCGCCUGUAGGUACCGUUCUAAACACAGUGUAUGCAGACUAUCUGUUAAGAAGACAGGUUAAGGGUCAGUCAGAGAUUCUGUACCUGUAGGUACCGUUCUAAACACAGCGUAUGCAGACUAUCUGUUAAGAAGACAGGUUAAGGGUCAGUCAGAGAUUCUGGUUUCAGUUCAGACACGUUUCAAAUUAUUUUCUCAAAGAGACUCGAAGCUCCAAGCCCUGGUCACUGUAAUUCGACCUCAGUUUGUCAAUGUUAACUAGAGUUAUCUCCCCUGGGUCUUUUGACAACUUUCUAUUUCUCACCUCUAGCUUGGUGGUUUUCCUAUUCAUCGGGGCAUGGACUCUACAAGGUGUUUAAAGCGUUCCACAGGAAUUCUGGCCCAUGUUGACUCCAAUGCUUCCCACAGUUGUGUUAAGUUGGCUGGAUGUCCUUUGGGUGGUGGGUCAUUCUUGAUACACAUGGGAAACUGUUGAGCGUGAAAAACCCAGCAGCACUGCAGUUCUUGACACAAACCGGUGCACCUGGCACCUACUACUAUACCCCGCACAAAGGGCAGUCAUAUGUUUUGUCUUGGCCAUUCACCCUCUGAAUGGCACACAUACACAAUCCAUGUCUCAAUUGUCUCAAGGCUUAAAAAUCCUUCUUUAGCUUGUCACCUCCCCUUCAUCUACACUGAUUGAAGUGGAUUUAACAAGUGACAUUAAUAAGGGUUUAUAGCUUUCACCUGGAUUCAACAGGUCAGUAUAUGUCAUGGAAAGAGCAGGUGUUCUUAAUGUUUUGUACACUCAGUGUAUAUGGAUCACAUUUUGAGCCCCCUAUUUCUUGUUCUCGUGAAGGUCCUGGUUUGCUACGUGAUAACAUCAAUAAAAAAUUGCCAACCUUAUCGCCAACCUUCACAAAAAGGUUGGUCAUCUACCUAAAUUGAUCCAAAGCCUGAAAAAAUCCCCUUCUGUGAAAAAAGUGUUUGGGAAAAAGAUUCUGAUAGUAAAACAGCAGAUUUGCUCUACUAUGGUGUCUCUCUGACCUUCUGACCUUUCUCUGCCAGUCUCACCUUCACGUUGUCGUAGUGAAGCGCCGCUGUGGGUCUUGUAGUCAUGGAAACCUCUCUGUUUGUGUGUUGUUGCUGUGGUUCUACCUGGGCUGUUGUUGAACAUCAUGUUAUUUUCAAUAAGCAGCAUCCAUAAUUCAUACCAUCCUCCACCAAAUAUUGAAGGGAGAGGCAGACCAGAGAGGCAGGGAGGUAGGGAGAUAGACAGGGAGGGAGGCAGAGAGGCAGGGAUGUAGGGAGAUAGGUAGGGAGAGAGGCACUGAGGGAGGGAGAUAGACAGGCAGCCAGAAAAGCAGGUAGGCAGGAAGCAACUUAGCUAGCUUCCCACUUCUACUUCACUUCCUUUUUUGUCUUAUUUCAUCUUUCUUUUUUUUUGGUCCAGAACUCUUUGCUUCUCCCCUGCCGCUUUGUCAAAGGCAUUCUCUCCUCACACUGUAUUUAUUUUAAAAAAAAAUAUUUUAACGGUAUUCCUAGAAAACAAUUAUUUCCUCCUGUAAAGUCAAAGUGGUAUUUUUUUUUGUCAGUUCUCAGUAUCUCUGUCAAACUCAGAUAUUCACCCAGCUUCAAUCCCUUCAAGACUUCCCCAGUAAACAACUAAACGAGUAGAGAAGUAACGGUCGCAUGAUCCCUCGCUCGCUCGUCUGACCAUCUCUUUCAAUAACAACUCCUUUUCCCGCAGCUGUACAGUCCUGUGUUUGUGUUGUAUGUUCAGCCGAUGCUGUUCUUGUGCACGUUGUUGGAACCACACGGAAAAGCAGCGCUAAAAAUCUAUUACGUGUGUUUCGUUUAAGGAGAGGCCGUUCUCAUGUUCCAAAAAUAACAUUCAAAAGGCACCACAGAAGGAAAUCUAACCUUUGCCCUUCCUGGGUAGAAGAUGAUAGUGCUUUCCUAGCAAAUAGCUCAGCAUCAAACAGUUUCUCUCUUUAUUUCUCUGCUCUCGCUGACUUUUGUUACGCGUUAUCUCCUGACACUGUGCAACACUGAAAAUUCACCUUCAUAUACGAACAAACCCAUGUCAGAGAGAUGUGACCGGGGUUACAACAUACCAGGGUUGGGGUCAAUACCAUUUCAAUUCUGAUUCUCUUCAAUGCUUUUUAAUAAGGAACAUUUGGUAUUGGAAUUGGAAUCUGGUUUACUUUAUGAAUUGAAUGGAACUGAAAUUGAAUUGACCCCAAACCUGGAGAACACUGUUUCCUCUCCUCCUUCAGGCUCCCCAGGGCCCAUAUUCCCAAAGUAUCUGACACACUUUGUAAAUAUGGGCCCGGUUCGUCUCUCUCUCUCUCUCUCUCUCUCCAUGUACGUGGUGCUACUGUAUCAUGAUUUUUAUGGUUUUAUGCGAUUGUGUGGCAAUGUUUGUUUAUUUAAAAAAAUAAGAAAAUAAAGUACAGAGGGAUUGUUUUGUUCUUAUGCACAGGUCGGGUUAUGUGAGGGUACAGUAUAUAAGGCCAUACAGUACAUUAUUUCCUUUUGGCAGUAAAGUUAAAGCCUAAUUCCCAGUCUGUAUGUGCUUAGCCAACUAUAAUUUGUCAUGCUGUUGGAUAAAAGUACAAACUGAUCUGUGAUCAGGCUAAGUAAAAGUUGUCUUUGACCAUGUCAAGUUAAUCGGCACCGUUCUACUACUCACAGUGAAGAACAAACUACAAUGUAAAUAUAUGGGUAUUAGCACAAGUAUCUCCAUCUCAGUACCAUGUGAUGUUUACAACAACAAGAAACAACAACAACAAGAAACAACAACAACAAGAAACAACAACAAAAAAAGACGGAAAAAAUAAAAACGUGAUAUAUGCUUUACAAUUCUUUGUCUCAUUAACAAAUUGCACUUAUUUAAAGAGAUUUUCUUUGUGUUCUGGUUUGAAAAAGUGAUUUUCAGGCUCUCUGGCUUGAAAGGACAAAAUAUUGUAUAAUAUGUAUUUUUAUGCAUAUAAAUAUAUGUCUAUGUAA